Molecule: messenger RNA, 5450 nt
Organism: Equus quagga
Lineage: Eukaryota; Metazoa; Chordata; Mammalia; Perissodactyla; Equidae
Gene: FAM20B
Product: FAM20B glycosaminoglycan xylosylkinase
Exons: 8
Coding region: 488-1717 (409 amino acids)
Biological process (GO): protein phosphorylation
Cellular component (GO): Golgi apparatus
Molecular function (GO): phosphotransferase activity, alcohol group as acceptor
Source: RefSeq, a predicted model, not a curated record
CCGAGCGGCCGCGGGCGGGUCCCGACUGGGGCCCGCCGCUGGCUCGGAGACCGGCUUGGGCCCCGCGCCUCACCUCGCUGGCCCCGAGGCGGUUCCUGCGGGCGGUCGCGGCUGAGGGGCCGCGGCCUCGGCCGCCGCCUCCACGGCCCUCCGAGGCGCGGGCCUUACCUGGGGACGCGUGGGGCCGCCCGGGCUCCUUCUAGAGACCAACCCUCGCGUCCGGACGCGGUCCCCGGAGGCGGCUGGCCCCGGUGCCGCCCUCGCGUCCCGCCGAGCGCCCGCUGCGGCGGCCCGGGGAGGAUCGCGGGCCCGCCUCGUGGCCAAGAAGCGCGAGUGACCUGCAGGCCCGAGGCGGGAGGAAUUGUAGGAGGUGCUUCAGUGAAGACAUGGACCAGUGUGUGUAAUCAUGGAAUCUCCUUGCUAACCAUCACCACCUGCUCUCCUUGAUAAGUGAGAGUGGGUCAAGGGAUAAGGAAGAGAGGUCAACAUGAAGCUGAAGCAGCGAAUUGUGCUGUUAGCAAUUCUCCUUGUCAUCUUUAUCUUCACCAAAGUUUUCCUGAUUGACAACUUAGAUACAUCAGCUGCCAACCGGGAGGACCAGAGGGCUUUUCACCGAAUGAUGGCUGGCUUGCGGGUGGAGCUGGUGCCCAAGCUGGACCACACUUUGCAGUCUCCCUGGGAGAUUGCAGCCCAGUGGGUGGUUCCCCGGGAAGUGUACCCUGAAGAGACACCAGAGCUGGGGGCAAUCAUGCAUGCCAUGGCCACCAAGAAAAUCAUUAAAGCUGAUGUGGGUUAUAAAGGGACACAACUGAAAGCCUUACUGAUACUUGAAGGAGGACAGAAGGUUGUCUUCAAACCUAAGCGGUAUAACCGAGACUAUGUGGUGGAAGGGGAACCAUAUGCUGGUUAUGACAGACACAAUGCAGAGGUAGCAGCCUUUCAUUUGGACAGGAUUCUGGGUUUCCGCCGAGCCCCCUUGGUGGUUGGCAGAUUUGUUAAUCUGCGGACAGAGAUCAAGCCUGUUGCCACGGAGCAGCUCUUGAGCACCUUCCUAACCGUAGGAAAUAAUACUUGUUUCUAUGGGAAGUGUUAUUACUGCCGAGAAACAGAGCCAGCCUGUGCUGAUGGAGACACAAUGGAGGGAUCUGUCACACUUUGGCUUCCAGAUGUGUGGCCUCUGCAGAAACAUCGACACCCAUGGGGCAGGACUUACCGAGAGGGCAAGUUGGCCAGGUGGGAGUAUGAUGAGAGCUACUGUGAUGCUGUGAAGAAAACAUCCCCUUAUGACUCUGGCCCACGCCUCUUGGAUAUCAUUGACACAGCUGUCUUUGAUUACCUGAUUGGCAAUGCUGACCGCCAUCACUAUGAGAGUUUCCAAGACGAUGAAGGCGCUAGUAUGCUCAUCCUUCUUGAUAAUGCCAAAAGCUUUGGGAACCCCUCGCUGGAUGAGAGAAGCAUUCUUGCCCCUCUCUAUCAGUGUUGCAUCAUUCGAGUUUCUACCUGGAACAGACUGAACUACCUAAAGAAUGGUGUGCUGAAGUCUGCCUUAAAAUCUGCCAUGGCCCAUGACCCCAUCUCCCCAGUGCUCUCCGAUCCUCACCUGGACGCUGUGGACCAGCGGCUCCUGAGUAUUCUAGCCACCGUGAAGCAGUGCACUGACCAGUUUGGGAUGGACGCUGUGCUGGUGGAAGACAGGAUGCCUCUCUCCCACUUGUAAUUCUCAACACAAAAUAAGUGAAACUUCUUUUUACAAAGAUAGAGAAACAGCACAAUCAACUCCAAAUGGUAUGAGAUGAAUUGGAAAUGGCCAGCAGCAAGUUCUGGUGAUAGGGGACAGGGUGGCAUUGGAUUUCUUUGGUGUUUUCUGUAGUAGAAACUAAAGCAAAGACUACAAGUUUCAGACCACGGAAAUGUUCCUGCUGAAUCACCUUCUUACUUCUCGGCAUUUGCCCCAUUCCAGCAGUGGGUAUCCUAGUGGGUCAGUCUUAAUUCUCAUGCCAAAGGACACAUAGAGGGAUGACACUUGGAUAGGUCAACGCUGGGAUUGGUUCUGGAGUGUGUAUUUUGAGUUUAUCCUUAUAGUCCUUUCUCCACACUAGUGGAUUUUCUGAAAACACUUUGCAGUCUCUUGAGUCCUAUUUUACUAGGACUAGUCAAAUUGGGAAUUUUACUGCCUCCCACGGAGUGGCAGCAAGUAAAACCUGGCAUUCUGUUGAGCCAAAAUAGCAUGCUCUGUUGGAGAGGUUUUGUUUUUAAGAUAGAAUUAGAGGGAAGGACAAAAGCAGGAAAGAUGUUUGGGCUUUUAAGCCUUUAGGUAGUAAUGCUUUUGAUGAUUCUUAGAGGAGGGAAGAAGAGAGACACCCACUUCAUAGAACCAGAAUCGGGGAGAUGACUGAAUUAAUGAAAAACAGGUUCUCCUGUGUUUAAGUUCUAAAGAUGUGUAAAAGCAAACAUGACUUGUACCUAAGUAAAAUCUGCAUUCUCACAGUUGUGUCCAAAUUAACCAAAAAAUUGUCUCUAGAGAGCACAUUAUUAUGACCCAAUUCUCUUAUGGAGACAUUUUUUUCCUUUUACCCAAAGCAGGCAAAUCCUUUCCAAAUUAGCAAAGCAAACUGAACUAAUACCUUGAAUAAGAGUUAGGUUCCCUGUGAACUCUGCCAUCCUGAUUUCUUUUCUGAAAUGAAUUUCCAGCUCUGCCUUUAAGGCAUUUGGUCACUGAAACUGCUGUUCCCAAGAAAUUGGCAAUGGUGUUUGUGCCUUUCUUGUGAGAAAAGCCAGCUCACUCCUGCAGGUGAUGGUGGACGUCCUGCUGGUGGCUGGACCUCUCCUGUGACUUGGGCCAUGUGGAAGACUGGAAGCAAAGAUUUUAAACUUCUGAGCCUUAAAAUUAAGGAGGUUACCAGGAAGAGCCUUACGAUUUUGAUUUAUGUCAAACCGUAAUUUCCUCAUUUAAUCUUGUUUGGAGUUCUGAACCCAUGAUGUCGUAUUGUUCUUCAUCUGUUAGCAUUCUCAAAUUUCAGGUUGCUAAAACACAGGCUUAGUUCUGUGUUCUGGCAAAGCGAUUUUGACAUGUAAGCAGUUGCAGUAAAAUAUAGGGCCAGAGGACAGGCCUGGUGUGCUCGCUCCCUGUGCACUCAGAGUUGUGUGCUGCUCUCCUGCAUCUUGUCUGGGUGCUCUUCCAGUUUUGUACUUAUGUCAAGCAGAGACUAAUAUUUAAACAGUGUGGUUGAACAAAUUUAAUGCCAGCCAUUGGAGACCAGUUUUAGGGAACCACCCUUUCAAAAACAGUUUAGAAUUUAUGCCCCAGUUUCCUCAUAUUGAAAAAUAACUUAGUAACCUGUAAACUACUUUAAAAUAGCAUAAAAUUAGGAUACUUUUGUACUUCAUGUGUGCAUUUUGAGAUGUACACAAGAAUGGGCUGAGUUAUAAAAAAUGGUAUUGAAUUUAAGAAGACAGAUAAUUAGCACAAAACACUGAAAGAGUGUUAACAAAAGGAGGCGUUGAUUCCAAUUUUAAGAACACUUACUGUGUGCAUCCAGGGAAACUCACAGUUGAGCUUGAGAAUACCUUGGGGAGUGCUCACCCCAAAGCAUCAGAGGACUGGCUGGAGGGAGACGGUGGGAAGGGUGCCAGCACUGCUCUCCUUGGUAACUGUUAGUUGAACUGAGUUAUGGAUUAGUGUUCUUUCAAACCCAUGAUACGUUUAGUAUGUCAGAGUGAAAUGAAUAAAAACCGUUCUCAAACUGGGAACUUUAUUCGUAAUGUUGAAGGCAGAAUAUUCUGCUAAGGAAGACAGCAGGAGGGAAAGCUUUGAAAAUCUCUCAUCCUUUUUUCAAAAAUUGCAGAAAAUAUAUAAUUUCAUUCUCUUUCCCUACUAUUUUAAAAUUUAUGAUCUUAAAACAUAUUCAGAUCUAUAGUGGUUAAAGUUAGAAUUAUGUUAACAGAAUGGUGUGACAUGACACUUAGAAUAUAAAUUUAUGUUCUAAAUCAGGAGUCAAUUAAGCUGGAAAAGUAUGUUUAGGGGAAUCUUGGAAAAACACAAACAUAAACUUAUAGCCCUAAAAUUCACAAACACUAAAUUAUGUUUGAAAAAAAGAGGUAGAUAUCUUUUUUUAGAGCUUUGUAACAAUGUCCUCUUUGUGGUUUAUUCAUUAGAGUCUAGCACUAUUAUAAUCAACAAGUCAUUGGAAAGGUUUUUGGUCAGCUGUAAGUUGGGUGUGCCUCGCUAACAUUUAAAGGUAGACAUGGAUACAGUUUAAUAUGAAACUAAGAAAAUCAGAGCUGACUGCCAUUUCCUGCCCACCUUCUUCCACUUCUUAUAUAUGUUUAUUCCAGAGUGGGGAAAUAUGGGUACAGAGGUUUCAUCCUAAAAUUGUUCUUUAAUAUGAGUCUAUAUUGUGGGUUUGGGCCUAAAUAAUUUUCUGUGCAGAACAAAUAAUGGACAGUAUCUGAUUUGCUCAGAGUACUGUUUGAUAAUAUAUUAAUAAGGCAUUUAUGCCUGUUUGCACUCAGGAUUAAUAUGUCAAAUUAAAUUUAAGGAGGAAAUGGGCAAUUCAGGUACAUCCAUUGCAUAUUCUUUUGGGAAAGAUGAAUCCUAUAUAUGGCAGUUUUUCAAUGUCACCCGAAGGCAAUGUGUUCUCCCAAAGAGAUCCGUCUUUUCUGGUUAAAAAAAAAAAAAAAAGGCUUUUGACCUUCCCUUUUCAUCUAUCAUAUGCCUUCAACCUCCCUUCUCGACGGUCCCUAUGUUUUUGUUUGACCAGUAAAUGACCACAGCUCAAUGAUGGCGAAACAGCAUCUGUCAGUCAGCUGUCUCGUAUGAGUCAUCUUGUGAGCUUGAGCUUCAGGAAGCAUGAGUAAAGCUAUAUGUAUGUAUAUAGUCAUAUAUGUAUUCUGACAAGAAAGAAAGUAUUUAUUUUGACACAGGGAAACACUGAUUUAUGUUGAAGAACCUGAAGCUAGUAAAAGGUUCUCUUCUCAGUCUCUGAGAGUGGACCCUCAAUGAUGUAAGACAUUCAGCAGACUCCUAGCCGCUCUGGUGUGCCCGCGCUGGCUGGGCGCACAAGGGGGGCAGGUGGACCCGACUUUGUGAGACUGUUGUACGGGAGAAGGCCAGAUUCUCUCCCUGAGAGUCUUCACUUCUGGGUUGAAAAGGUAGGGGCUGGGUACUAUACUGCCACAGGUGUUUAAGGAGCUAAGGUGUUAGAAAUACCAAAUGUUGGGGGGACCGGGAAUAACCUACUGGGAAGCUGAUUUAUUUGCUUAAAAGGGAGGUGUAGGAACCACUACCCUCUGUCUUGAUCUGCCAAGGAUUUCCUCUCAGAGCUGUUGCACAAAUAGAGGUUGUGCUUGGUAAGACACCAAACGAGACAAGAUAUGCACCUAAAUUUCUAAUGUGUUCUCUGGGUUUCAAUUCUGAAAAACAAGAAAAUGAAUAAAGAUUUUAAUAAGUA